Messenger RNA from Centropristis striata (black sea bass), 3940 nucleotides. RefSeq names its product histone deacetylase 7a (gene hdac7a). Gene Ontology annotation, molecular function: histone deacetylase activity. NCBI's taxonomy places the organism in Eukaryota, Metazoa, Chordata, Actinopteri, Perciformes, Serranidae. The coding region runs from base 613 to 3516 and encodes 967 amino acids. The transcript is spliced from 26 exons. Gene Ontology annotation, biological process: negative regulation of transcription by RNA polymerase II; chromatin organization. Gene Ontology annotation, cellular component: histone deacetylase complex. The record is from RefSeq and is a predicted model, not a curated record.
UGACAGCAGAUGGAGCCACAGUGUAGCGCGCAUUGUUUUAAUUGAGUGAAACACUGAGACAAAGUUAAGACUGUUGAACAAGUUAUAAGGAGAAAGGCUCGGAUUGGCUGCAGGGUGCACCCAAUGGGAGUCAACCAGGCAGGAAAACAAUAGUUCUGAAGGUCCGUGUGAAGUCAAGGCUAUUUUUGGUGGGACCCGCCUCGCUUGCUAUUUCUGUCAGCAGGAGAGCGGAGGGAGGGGAGGGGAGGGGGCAGGACUUGGAGGGGCCGGACUUUCUUUUCUGCAACUUGCCUCCGAUAAGUCUCUUUUCUUUUCCUCCUCCUCCUCCUCCUCCGUCUCUGUGCUGCGGACUGACAACAGCAGCGGAUCUCACCAUCAUCACCUCCCGGCAGCUCUUUUGGAUCUCUUGGACGCACCAGGACUUGUUUAGCUGGAUUAUUUGACAGAGUUUGGACUCUUUGGAGAGGCUGUGAGGUGUUACCGGGUUCACACUUACAAGAUGGAAUCAGCACCUCUGGGAGCAUCGUAAAGACGGACAGACUCGACAACAGAUUUUGUACAGUGGCAGAAUCCUCGGUGGCGGUGCCGGUGUCGUGCGGCGCCUUGUUUCCCAUGGACCUGAGGGUGGGGGAGCGGGGGAUGCGUCCCGGCUCGGACACGGCGCUCCUCACCUCGCUGCACCCGCCGCUCCUCCUCACGCCGUUCUCCCCUCCGCCACGCUCCUCCUUCUCCCAGCAGCAGCUGCACCAGCACAUCCGGUUUAACAUGGAGCAGAGGAGGCGCGAGCAGGAGCACCAGGAGAAACAACAGGAGCUGCAGCAGCUGAAGCACAAAGACAAGAGUCAACAGAGUGCCGUAGCCAGUUCUCUGGUGAAACAGAAACUCCAGGAGGUGAUUCUGAAGAAACAGAAACAAGCAGCGCUGGAGAGAACAAACUCCAACAGUCUGACUGCUGCUCCUGUAGCUUACAGGAAGCUGGGUCCAGACCCCAGCGUGUCCUCCCAGCCUCUGGUCUCGUCUCCUCCACAGCCGUCCUCCGACGGAUCAGAAGGAACGCCGCUACGCAGAGCAGCGUCUGAGCCGAACCUGAAGGUGAAACACAAGCUGAAGAAACACCUGAACACCCGCAAGAGUCCUCUGACCCGCAAAGAGAGCGCCCCGGCUACCGUCAGACACAGAGUACCUGACACACUGGACUCGUCCCCCAGCAGCAGCAGUACUCCGGUCUCUGGCUGCAGCUCUCCCAACGACAGUCUACCCAACGAGAACGGGAUGCUGCCAUCUGCAGGCAUCCUCUCACAUGAGGCCCAGAGGCUGCUGCUCAGAGACGGCACGCUGGCUAACUUCACCAUCCAGAGUCCGUCCACUCUGCCCACCAUCACACUGGGACUACCAGCCAACGCCCGGGCUGAAGGGGAGCUGUCCUCUCCGAGGGGGGGACGGAUGCCCGUGGUAACAGCCGGGGGCACGCCGGUCUUCCUCCCCCUGAGGGGAGAGGACCAGACGGGGCAGCUGAACCCUCAUCUCCCCGUCAUCAUCCUGGAGCCUUCUGGACUGGUGCACGGCCAACUACUCACUGUUCCAGGUCUAGACGGCGUCCCGCUCCAGUUUGCGCCCCAGUUAGACCACCUGGCUCCUGGAGGAGCUCACCCCCAUAAGCCCCUGAGCCGGACACGCUCGGAGCCCCUCCCCCAGAGCCCCCGCACCCUCCACACACACCUCCUCCAACAGCAGCACAACACACAACUACUGGAGAGGCUCAAGCAGCAAACUCACCUGGGAAAGCUGAUGUCCAAGUCCAGCGAGAAGCCCAGGCUGCAUCAGAUCCCGUCUGAGGACAUGGACUCGGAGGACGGAGGCGGGACGUCGCCGACAGAACCGACCUAUCAGAGCAGAGUGAGGGCGGAGUCACUGAGGGAGGCGGAGCCAUCAGCGUCCAAGAGCCAAGAGGAGCAACUCAACCUGCAACAUGCACUUAUACUGAACCAGUCGUUGCUAUGGGAACAGCAGAAGCAGCUGCAGCAGCUGCACCGACAGAUGGAGACCCUGGCCGUGCCCAUGCUGCGUGGAGGCGGUGGCGGUGGCGGGGUCGGUGGCGGGUUGGGGGUCCAUCGGCCCCUGUCCCGUACUCAGUCGUCUCCAGCCUCCACCUCUCUCACCCUGCCAGAGAAACCCCUGAGUCUGGCUGCUCAGGACCCCAGCAGCAAGCCCCGCUUCACCACCGGUCUGGUGUAUGAUUCUCAGAUGCUGAAGCACCAGUGUACAUGUGGAGACAACAGCAGUCACCCAGAGCAUGCUGGGAGGAUACAGAGCAUCUGGUCCAGACUUCAGGAGAGAGGUCUGAGGGGGCAGUGUGAGACUAUUCGUGGUCGUAAAGCGACUCUGGAGGAGCUGCAGUCGGUCCACUCGGAGCGUCAUGUGUUGCUGUACGGCACCAACCCGCUCAACAGACUCAAACUGGACAACCGCAAACUGGCCGGAAUCCUCUCUCAGAGGCUGUUUGUGAUGUUACCAUGCGGGGGAGUCGGGGUUGAUAACGACACCAUCUGGAACGAGUCGCACACUUCAACAGCGUCCCGCAUGGCGGCAGGCAGCGUGGUGGAGCUGGCCUUCAGAGUGGCCAAAGGAGAGCUGAAGAACGGCUUUGCUGUGGUCAGACCGCCAGGGCAUCAUGCAGACCCCUCCAACCCAAUGGGUUUCUGUUACUUCAACUCUGUUGCCAUCGCCGCCAAGCAGCUCCAACACAAGCUCAGCGUCAGCAAGAUCCUCAUUGUUGACUGGGAUGUUCACCAUGGUAACGGCACCCAGGAAGUGUUCUACAACGACCCCAGCGUUCUCUACAUCUCACUUCAUCGCUACGACGAUGGAAACUUCUUUCCUGGCAGCGGGUCGCCGGCUGAGGUUGGUUCUGGACCAGGCCAGGGCUUCAAUGUGAAUGUGGCGUGGACAGGAGGACUGGACCCACCGAUGGGGGAUGCUGAGUACAUUGCUGCAUUCAGGUCUGUGGUGAUGCCGAUCGCCCAGGAGUUUUCUCCGGACGUGGUUCUGGUGUCCGCCGGGUUUGACGCUGCCGAGGGAAACCCCGCUCCUCUGGGAGGAUACAAGGUCUCCGCCAAAUGUUUCAGCUUCCUGACCCGGGAGCUCAUGUCUCUAGCAGGAGGUCGUGUGGUUUUGUCCCUGGAGGGAGGACACGACCUCACGGCUAUCUGCGACGCGUCUGAAGCCUGUGUCAGUGCACUGCUGGACAUUCAGGACCCUCUGCCAGAAGAAGUCCUGCUCCAGAAACCAAACGCUAACGCAGUCCGCUCCCUGCAGGCCGUCAUACAGAUACAGAGUCAGUACUGGCAGAGUGUGAAGGCUUCCAGUGGGUCGGUGGCUCUGUCCUACCUGGCUGCUCAGAGGAGAGACUGUGAGGAAACAGAUGCUGUUAACGCUCUCGCCUCGCUCUCUGUGGGAGUCCUCUCCAACAAGAGCCUCUCUGACGAGCCGAUGGAGCACGACAGCGACUCCAUGUAGAAGAAUCUGACCAAUCACCUCACAGAACUCACUUUCAGGAUUUGGGCGCCACCCUAAAGCCUCGGAUCGGGAGAGUUUAUAACGCCACUGAGCCCCACCCGUCUGCCUUAUUCUCACACAUGCACGUCCACCAACACACCAUGCUGAAACCUCGACAAACCUGCAGUGUGAGCACCUCAAUGCUGGUACCCACUCAGCACUUCCUGCAGCUGGGAAACCUCCUGAAACCUCACCAAAGAGCAAUACAAGAUGAUUUUUUUUUUAAAUGUCUGACUGAUAUUGGACUGUGUGUAUGUUCAGAGGUCCUGUGACCAGAAAACUUAACCCUUUAUCAGGCAAAGAACUAUAUUUGGUAACUUCAGGUAAUAUUUUGAGAAAAAAGUUGCAGAUUUAAGAGAUUUAAAGUGGUGAAUCUGCGUGAAAA